AUGGUGACACUCCGUAGCCACACACGAGAGAGGGCCAGACGCCGCUCGUCUUGGGCUUUUCUCCCUCAAGAGAUCCGCCGCAUGAUCCUAGAGGAGAUCUCUCGCCAAAACCGAUGGAGUCGUGCGUCCACUGUUUGUAAAGAAUGGCAUGCCAUUGUUGCAUCGAAAAAUCUCAAUCGGCUUGAGCUGAACAGAGCAUCCACCCAAGGCCUGGAAAAGGUCAUCAUGCAAAGACACCUCAUUCGCCAAAUUUACCUCAACAUGGAGCUCCCUGACUAUUACUGCACCCAGUGCCGUAAUUAUUCUCAUCUGUUUGACCCUUCCAUGCUCACCAAAGAGGCACUACAAAGUCUGACUAAAGCGCUCGCAGCCUGGGAGCCUACACAUCAUAUAACGUUGGAGCUCAAUGCGUACUCACCGGGUGACCCAAACCACUGCUUCAAGAACCAUCUUUACGGAUUCGAACACGAAAAUCAUGAAAAUCUCCUCGAGAAGCAGGAAGCCUGGGAUGAUCCAGACCACGGCUGGUUCGAAGGAAAGCAGAAAGAGCCUCCAAAGACCUCAGCUAUUCAGCAGCUGUUCAUAACAGCCAUUGCAGAGGUCGGGAGCGCGAGCUCCCCAAAAGUUCCUGCAGUUAAAGGGGUUGUGAUCCGCCGACAGAUGCGACGUAAAAUUGACCGAAGCGCGCUCUCGAAAUUGCUAAAGCAGUUCCCAAAUCUCGAGAGCAUCACUUACGAGCCAUGGCGGGUUCUGCUCCACCUACCAAAUGAAAAUGACCUGAGUUGCGGGAAGCAAGACCAAAUGUUGCUGGAUGGGCUUCCCACAUGGCCCCAGCACGUCAGAUCAGUGACUAUUUUCGAGGAUUUCAACGAACAAAUGAUAGAAGCUAUUCGGAGCAAUCCGGUCCCAACCUUUGGUAAUGAGUCCUUCCAAGUAGAGACCCGCCGACGUACAAACUAUAGGAUGGGGGAAGCAUUUGCCGUGAAGAGCCAUAACCUCGAACAUCUUUCUGUGUCUUUCAUGAUCGAUGCUCGAGACUUCUUCACAUCUUGCAAGAUGCUCAGUGACUGGCCUCGACUCCGAUCGCUGAUACUCACAACGCCACUCAUGACGAAAGGGUCUCGGCAAAGUAUAUCGGACUUGUUGGUGAAUGCUGGCCAAGUUGCGCAAAAGAUGCAGCAUUUGAAGAGUUUGGCGAUCUGGCACUGUUCUCAAGACAAGGCCAGUGCGGUCAUCUUCCACAAGAACGAAAAGGGUGGCAGAAAGGUACAGGGCUCGGCGACUCUCACAUGGCGAGGAACAUGCGGUUUCGAUUUCAGUAAAGAGGUGGUUGAGACAUGGCAGAAAGUUGUCUGCACAUGUAAUUCUCAUCCAGGAUAUGUUGGCCAAUGCGACUCUCAUCAAUUCCUUUGCAAGAUCGAGCGAGUAGAGGGCGAAAUCAUCUCUCAUGGCGAUGCCAUCCAUCAUCUCCGUUUGCCUAAUGGUGUAAUUGAUCCUAGAUCGCUGCGGCAGAUACGCCAAGAAGGGAUAUUACAAAGAGAGGCCUGGAGAGUGGGAGCUGAGCCAGUUGAAUCUGAGGAAGAGCCAUAA
Messenger RNA from Fusarium subglutinans, 1590 nucleotides. RefSeq lists its product as uncharacterized. The transcript has 2 exons. Lineage: Eukaryota; Fungi; Ascomycota; Sordariomycetes; Hypocreales; Nectriaceae. The record is from RefSeq and is a predicted model, not a curated record. Gene Ontology annotation, molecular function: protein binding. Bases 1 to 1590 code for a protein of 529 amino acids.